Xyrichtys novacula (pearly razorfish) is the source of this 1539-nucleotide messenger RNA. The record is from the annotation of a GenBank genome assembly. Lineage: Eukaryota; Metazoa; Chordata; Actinopteri; Labriformes; Labridae.
AUGAGGGGGCUGCAGUGGAUAUCCCAUCAUGCCCCUGUGGCAGCACUUCGCGGGAGGUGUCUCAUCACCAUCUUACCUCUGACUCUCUUGUUGGCAUCAGUGCGAGUGAGUGGGCAGCUCAUAGGAAGCCCACUGGACUGCCAAAAGACGUGUGUGUGCGCCAGUAACAUAAUCAGCUGCUCCAGGAUGAACCUCACGCAUGUUCCCCUCGCUCUGCCUCGAUACACAGCUGUCCUGGACCUCAGCUUUAACUCCAUCAGCAGGCUACAGGCUGAGUGGACACCCAUUAAACUCAUGAGGCUGCACAGUCUGCUGCUCAGCAGCAACGGCCUCAACUUCCUGUCCUCUGAAGCGUUUGUUCACGUGACCAGGCUGCGUUACCUGGACCUUUCUUCCAACAGCCUCCGUCAGCUGGAUGAGUAUAUUUUUGAGCCACUGGAGUACCUGGAAGUCCUCCUGCUUUACAACAACCGCAUCUCUCAGAUUGAUCGCUCAGCCUUCUCAGGCCUUGUCAGCCUGCAGAGGCUCUACCUGAGCCAGAACCAGAUCUCACGCUUCCCCCUGGAGCUGGUGAAGGAACGUGGCCGACUGGAAAGUCUCAGACUGUUGGAUGUUUCCUCAAACCGGAUAAAAUCCUUGCCCCUCCAGGAGCUUCAGAUUCUGCCUGCCUGGCUCAAAAAUGGCCUGUACUUUCAUAACAACCCUCUGCCUUGCAGCUGUGAGCUGUAUGACGUGUUGGCAAGGUGGCGCCUCAGGGAGCUCAGCUCAGCCACUGACUUUAGUAGCAGCCAUACCUGUGUCUUACCAGGAGCACAAAAAGAGAGGAUGACCACUCUGGAUCUGGACAAGGCCUAUCUUAACUGCAGCGAGGUAAGAAUCAUGGGUGAGAAAGCGUAUCUGGACCAGUUCUUGGUUCUGGACUGUGACACCAGGCAGAGGGACAUGAAAAAGAGCUGGGAGCUGCCCGGAAACGUCCCAGUGACUCCAGAAUACAAGAUGGCUAUAGUACGUCCAGAUGGCGGCCUGCAGAUCGGGCCCCUGAAGGUGGAUGACUCUGGGGUCUACACCUGCUUUGCCACCAGCGACUCCUUAAAUGAGACACUCUAUGUAACUGUGGUGGUUUUCAACUCCACUUCAAGCGGUGGUUUGGAGAACCUCAAAACAGCCUACACCACCCUCGUAGCAUGCCUGGUGAGUGUGGUGAUGGUUCUCAUCUACCUGUACCUCACUCCUUGCCGCUGCCCCUGUUGUCCAGACCAGGAUCUAGAGAAAACUGACCCUGCAGACAGCCUCCAUUCUUCCACUGUCAGCAUCUCUCAGGCGCAUGAGGAGCCGGGACAGCAGGAGAGAGUGGAAGGAGGAGGAUUCCCCUACAGACAAGUGCCCUUCUUGCAACCCAAAGACCAGCUGGAGCAGAACGGACGGCUAAAUCCGAUAGGUGAGGAAGAUGAAGAGUGGCAGGGGGACGGCAGAGAGAGAAGAAGGUCUGACGCAGAGUCUGUCAGCUCUGUGUGCUCUGACACUCCCAUGGUGGUGUGA